AACGUGUAAAGUGGCUAGAUGAUAAUGUAGACGAACUAUUUACUAUGGAACAUUGCAAUUAUAGUAAAGAAUUCAUAAAUACUUCGUCCAAGUCCAGUUCAUCUGAGAAAUUCGAUUCUGAUCACACACCACCAGAAAAGAAGGUGGAUCUGGCAAAAUAA
Molecule: messenger RNA, 161 nt
Organism: Funneliformis caledonium
Lineage: Eukaryota; Fungi; Glomeromycota; Glomeromycetes; Glomerales; Glomeraceae
Source: the annotation of a GenBank genome assembly